AUGGUCAACUGUGAGACGUGCGGCGCCACGCUGGAGAUCAUCGAGAACGAGUAUAUUUGCUCCGAGGGCCACAUCAUAAAAAACAGGGUAGAAGUGUCAACGGAAGAAGCCUCUGUCCCUGUUGGCGGUGCUCCUAAUAAGCUAAAGAUCCAGACGUCCUUUACCACCAAGUACGGUGAAGACUACGUCGAUCUACUGAUUUUCCACGCACUGUUUAACGACAUCAGGAACUACCUGGGCAUCAAAUCCACCAAAUACUUCGACAUCUUCACUAACUUCAUAAAAGAAGGGCCUGGACAGACUCUCGAGAAGUCCUUGUUGAUACUCCCUGCGCUUGGAGCGCUGACAUACUAUUCAAAAAGGGUGGAGAUGGAGGCCGAAGGCAGGCCCUAUCUAUACCUGGACUAUUACCGAUCUAUGAUGUCGUAUCCGUACCAGGAAAGAAGAAAGGCGAAGUUCGAGGCCCUUGGGAUAAAUACAAAGAGACCUCUGGUUGCUCCCUUCUGUUUGUCAGGGUUCAGCUUGGUCCCUGUUUCCAGCGUGCUCAAAUAUCUUGGCGAAAGCGGAAUUGUCCUUCAAAAAAACCGCUUCGGAAUGCGGCUCACAACAUUCUACGAUGAGACCGGAGUCCUUGACGAGGAGGUCGAGAAUAACAAAGCCUGCUUCCGGCAGGAUCUCAGAAGAGACUACCAGAUGUUCUUCUGUUACCUCCAAAGAAUCUGCGAUAUCUUUCUGCUGGAGAUCACAGAGCAUCUCGAGAAGAAGUUCAGGGCAUACUUUUAUGUACUUGACCUCACCCAGUCCAUUCACAUUCCAGAAAUAGAUAUAUCUCUUUUCCUUUAUAUCUAUAUAAUGAACUACAAGAAAGACUUUGAUGUACAGAAGGCAAUGGCAAACCUUGAGAACUCCGGGAUCAAGUUCCAUUUUUCUCCCCCUGAGGAGCCCGUGUCCACAGAGCCCAAGACCACUUCUUAUUCGAAAGAAGAUCUUGAGUCAUAUCUCAGGAUUCUGAUCUCAAAAAUCACAUGGGUCUGCAGCUACAAUCUAAAGACUAAGGUUGGCCGCUUAAAGACCUUACUCUCCUGCAGCAAGACUGCAAACAUGCUAAACAGCUACUGGAAAAGACAGAAUGACAAACACAAGUUAGUUUUCGUCCGCAACGUCUGGUACAUAAAAAAGCUAAUGUUUUUGAAGAGAAUGAAAGACAUGAAAAAUUCAUCCAAUGCAAUCUCCAACAGCACAUCAGAUUAG
This is a messenger RNA of Encephalitozoon cuniculi GB-M1, 1251 nucleotides long. RefSeq lists its product as uncharacterized. NCBI's taxonomy places the organism in Eukaryota, Fungi, Microsporidia, Unikaryonidae. The coding region runs from base 1 to 1251 and encodes 416 amino acids. The transcript has a single exon. The record is from RefSeq and is marked provisional.